AUGAGCGAAGGAGAAAUGGCAAUGGAUAAUGUCCCCCCUGGACUUCCUGGAAAAGAAUGCGAUAGAAUGGGCGGCAAAUACAAAUACCCAGAAAAUCAAGAAUUUCGGGCGGCCGUAGUCAAUGCCACCAUUUACGGAUGCAAUCUCGAGUUUUGGUCGAGGCUAUACUUGAAUUCGCCGAGAGUUUACAAGGCCAUGGAACCAGCGAAAAUUUGGGUAGCGGGAAGAGCGGGUUAUCAGUAUGAAAUACCAGAUGCCGAAAUAGCUAUUGGAAGUAUCUUUGAGUGUCGGGUGUACCAGUGGAUUGAGACUAGAUCCUUGAUUACAGAAGCAGUGGAAAUCAAUUGUCAGCAAUUCGUCAGUCUUAACAAGAAUCGGAUGUUUUCUCGAGCAGAAAGGGACAUGGUAUAA
Cylicocyclus nassatus is the source of this 411-nucleotide messenger RNA. The record is from the annotation of a GenBank genome assembly. NCBI's taxonomy places the organism in Eukaryota, Metazoa, Nematoda, Chromadorea, Rhabditida, Strongylidae.